UGAAACCAUAGAAACGAAAAGGAAGUUUACUGCCUCAAGCCUAGCUAGCUAUGCCUCAAAACUAUCUUCUCAAACCAUGUUUGGCUAACCUCAAGUUACGAAGAUUAUUAAGUUUGUAGUUGCGUGAAAGUCAAAACCCAGCAUAACAUUGUUAAGAUAUACACUCAGUUAAAACGCAGGGCUAUUUGUCUUAUUUUGGGGAAGUACCGUACCUUAGUCCUGCCAGAGUUUCUUCAGUCGAAGUUAGCUAGACAGCUAGCAAGCUAACUAGCCAACGUUAGCGUUAGCGUUAAUGUUCGGCGAGUGGAAAUGUUCAAAGCAAAAAUACUCUUUAUUGGACCCAGUGAGAGUGGGAAAACGGUUGUUGCUAAUUUUCUCUCAGAAACAGCAGCAGAAAAUGUUGGCGGUGAAUACAGACCUACUCAAGGAGUAAGGAUACUGGAAUUUGAAUCGCAACCUGAAGGCAGUGGUGACUACGCAAAAUGUGAGGUUGAACUUUGGGACUGUUCAGGAGAUUUUAAAUUUGAAUCAUGCUGGCCUGCACUGAUAAAGGAAUCCAGCGGUGUGGUGAUCAUUUUUAAUCCUGAUGUUCCAAGUCACCUCAAAGAAAUAGAGACGUGGCAUUCGAUGUUCAUCUCCUCUCAAGGUUUGCAGGACAACCAGUGUUUACUCAUGGCUCACCACAAGCCUGGCAGCAGCGUCGAAGGUGGACGGCUGCCUUUAGCCUCACAUUUGGCUAGACUGCCACUUAUUCACUGCGACCUGGAAGAGGAACCAGAGGAGUUGGGGAAAUCUUUCCGCAGAUACUUGGGAAAUGUUAUAAAUGCAAUGUCGGAAAGCCGAGAGCAAGAGGAGAUGUCCAUUAUUACAUAACAGCAAAAUCUAUAAAAUAUGCAGCUUAAUGAAGACAUUUUCUUGGCAUCGGCAAUCUCUGUUCAGGUAACAUCCAUCAACAUUUCCCAUUUUUAAAGUUAUUACCGGUACUAACAUAUCUUUGCGGUCAGCUGUAGGCCUACAUGAAAUCUUCCAAAACCCCUUGCAAUUUAAAAGAAAUAUCCAUAUUACUACA
Messenger RNA from Etheostoma cragini (Arkansas darter), 1069 nucleotides. It is a transcript of the gene ift22, whose product is annotated as intraflagellar transport 22 homolog (Chlamydomonas). Gene Ontology annotation, cellular component: endomembrane system. The record is from RefSeq and is a predicted model, not a curated record. The transcript has 5 exons. Gene Ontology annotation, biological process: intracellular protein transport. Bases 310 to 873 code for a protein of 187 amino acids. Gene Ontology annotation, molecular function: GTPase activity. NCBI's taxonomy places the organism in Eukaryota, Metazoa, Chordata, Actinopteri, Perciformes, Percidae.